GUCCAAGCGCAUGCAUGAACCAAACGCGACCAAGCAACAGCGCGCUCGCCCUCCUCCCCCCCACUCGGUAGCCUCGAACGAGACACGUGCAAUGUCAGACAAUAACAGCAACUCUGGCGGCAACGAGUCCGAGGAGGAGUACGAGAUCGAGCGUAUCCUCAACCACCAAGAGAAGAAAUUCGGCAGGCAACGCGGCUACUUUGUCAAAUGGAAAGGCUACGGCGAGGCAGAUAACUCCUGGGUAGCGGAGGAGGAUGCAGCGAACGCGAAGGACCUCAUAACGGAGUACUGGGAGCGCGAAAAGGAAAAGAAGGCCGCGAAGAGCGGGAGCGCCUCCACCACCAGCAUCAAGCGCGGGCGCAAAUCUGAGCCGCGCACCGCGUCCGAGGUGUCCAAAAAGCGCGCGCGCUCAACGAAGGCCGUGUCCGCGGAGCCCAUCGAGGUCGACGAGGAGCCGCCCGCGCAGAAGAAAAAGCGGCAGUCGAAGAGUGGGUCCGCGAGCGCGAAGAUGGAGGUGGACGGGACGGAGGACGACGAGGAGGAAGACGCCGACUUGCCGGUGGUGGCGGCGAUGGACAAGAAGUAUCGCGAAUUGGAUAGCUGGGAGGACCUGAUCAAGAGUAUCGAAACGGUCGAGAGGCAUCCUGAUAAUCCGGACGGGCUCAUGGUCUAUCUCACAUUGAAGGACGGCAGGCGCGUCCGCGAGACGUCCGCAACCGCGAGGGAGAAAUUCCCUCAACUUCCUAUUCUCCCUUCCCCGCCAAUCGCCUCCCUAGACUUUGUGGGUGCUCGCCACGUGAAAGUUGAUCAUAGCCCCGCAGGGGUUGCUGAUCCCAAGCGCCCACUCGCUGCUCAGACCCUCCCCCUCAUUCAGCCUUUGUACCAUGAGCGAGCAUACAUCGCUAUACGAGCCGAGUUCUGUCCCCCUCUCGAGGAGCAGAUCGUGCUCGCGCUGCUCCACGAGCUGCAGAGCGAUGACAAUGGUCGAUGCAUUACCCCCUCCCCCGACCAGCUCGACGAAUUGCGGACCAACCUGCGCAUCCUGUCGUGUGGCGCGGACGAUCUACAGCUGAACGACGACAUGGCGCGCCUCCAGAUUCCCGACGAAGAGGAUUCGUGCACUAGCACCCCCGACAUGACCUCGUCAAAUGCGGACACGACGAGCAGCAGUACUUCCUGGGAGUCCGUAUCCUCUUCCCGCGACCAUAGCUCCUCGCCCCUCGAGUUCCUAAGCGCCGCACUACCAGGCGUCUCCGCCGAGCGCUUAGCAGUCAUGCUCGCCAGCGCCGACGACGACGACAUCGACGCGAACAUGUGGGACAUUCUUGAGCGCUUCCUCACCCAGGAGCACAUUCGCGAGCUGGAGGAGCGCGGGCUGGACGGUCUGAGCGACAAUGAGGCGCAGGACGACCGGUCCUGGCACACCGUGGUCAAUCAGAAGUCGGUCCCCGAUACAUCUCGUCCGUCAGGCUCCGUCCAGCGCACGCCUACGAUGCCAAAACCCAAGAGAGGCGGGAAGAACAACUCGAUCAAGAUCACAUUCGGCGACGUUCGUCAGCAGAACGGCCAUCGCGUGCCUUCGAUAUCGACGUCCGCCCCCUCUUCCCCCUCCUCUUCAAGCGAUAUAUGGACAAAGAUCAACUCCAUUUCAUCUUAUCUGUCCACCCUGCUUCCCGACCGCCCGGCAUCCUUCUUUCUGUCCCACUUCCACUCCCCUGGCCACCCCACGCCGUACCAGGCGCUGAAGGCGGCGCUUGAGCGUAUUGCAGAGGACACCACGGUAGACGAAGAUGACGAUGUUGCUCUCGUUGAGAUUUUGGAGGUCUUACGCUCUGACAAGACACGCACGAUAGACGAGGAAAGCCGCCUCGUCGACGAUGCGCGCCUAGUUCUCAGCGCCUCCGGUGGCAAGGCGGAUUGCGCAUUGGACCUUUUGUACAUGCUCCAGGACUUCGCUGCCGACGAUGGCAUGGAACUGGGACCGUACCAUUCCCCUCUCCCUUCGCCACUGCCCUCUCGCGUACCCCGCUACUCGGAUGCGGCCGCUGUCACUCGUUCAGCACCAACCACCCCAGCCCGUACCGCCUUCCCCUCCGGCCCGCCCCCAGUCGCACCGCCACCCGCUCGCUGGAAGGGUCCGACUACCACCCAACCGCGCAACAAGCCCAGCCCAUACCAGUGGCAACGCGUCAACGGCAGCAAGGUCAAGAACAAGCCCGCCUAUCCGCAGCCCGUGCGCGUGCCGACGUACAACCGCGACGUCAACGGGACGAAGAUCAGGGGCUCGGGCAACGCGCUGGGGAAGGGCGGCAAGGGCGAUGUCGGCGAGCUUGACUACCAGGCAAGGCAGGAGGAGAGCAUGCGGCAGCGCGCGGAGAUGCUCAAGAACGCGAGCUUGGUGUGGAAGGAUAGGAGCAGGGGUGGGGCGGAGACGGCCUUGUACUAUGUAGAGAGGGCUCGCGAGUUCCAAGAGAUAGCGCGAAAGGAAGCGCUUGCGCACGCUCGGCAUACAGUGGAAGCUAAGAUGCGGGCCUCGCGAGACGGCCGCACUCUGGAUCUGCAUGGCACUACCGCUGCUGAGGCUGUGAUCAUCGUCAAAGACAUCCUCGAGCGCGUAGGUGCAUCGCCCGCGAAACCUGUCAAGAUCAUCACCGGAAAGGGCACGCACUCGCUUAACCGAGUCAGCGUCCUCAAGCCCGUCGUCCGCAAGGCCCUCCUUGACGAAGGUUGGAGCGUCGGCUCCUGGGAUGGAGGCCUCGUCGUCAACGGCCAACCUCAUGCACCGCGGGUGCUCGGUUAGCAUUCACUGUCCGAGCGCCCGCCACUGUUCCUCCGACCAACCGCCAUCGUAUCCUCAAGUAUAUGCCACCGUAUCCUUCAGCACCCGCGUCUCUACCAUCCUGCACAUUCCUUUGUGCUGUAUACCAUGUCUACAUCACGAACCAGACGACCUGUAGAAUGAUCACUGUAGGAUCUGUCCCGAUGGGUGGGUUGAUAUCUACGUGCGUAUAUUAUUGGCUUUACUGCACAUCGCUAUCUAUUGCUUUGGCGUACACUUGUAGCCCACCGUGUAGCUUAGGCACAUCGCCUAUUUAUUGGAUCUCCGCUAUGACUUUCACAUUGUCUGACCACGUCCUGGUCAACCUGAUCAUGCAAACUCUCCUUUGCGCGUUCCCUCU
Schizophyllum commune H4-8 is the source of this 3179-nucleotide messenger RNA. RefSeq lists its product as uncharacterized. Gene Ontology annotation, cellular component: nucleus. The transcript has 10 exons. NCBI's taxonomy places the organism in Eukaryota, Fungi, Basidiomycota, Agaricomycetes, Agaricales, Schizophyllaceae. The record is from RefSeq and is a predicted model, not a curated record. The coding region runs from base 11 to 2800 and encodes 929 amino acids.